AUGGCAUUCUUCUCAAACCUUUGGCACCGCAUCUGGGACACGGUUCUCGACAACCGCAACAAGCUGACAACAACCGGCGGCUUCUUACUGGGCAUCAUCGCCACGAUAGGGUUCAAAGACCUAUAUCCAGAUCUCGAAGCACACUUUCGCCGGCGCAUGCGUAAUCUGCGAGGUCAGGACAUCCCGCAUCCUUUACCUGGGCAGCCGGACUAUGUUCGCCUCGAAGACCAUACAGGACGGAAGUCGAGCUUGAUCCCAUCAUCUGGCGUUGAUCCGAGACGCACGACGCAGCAUGAGAUUGCUAUGGGCGUUGAAGGGUUAAUAGGCAAUACGCCUCUAAUCAAGCUGAAGGCGUUGAGCGAAGCUACAGGGUGCGAGAUAUUAGGGAAGGCCGAGUUUCUCAAUGGCGCUGGAAACUCGCCCAAGGACCGCGUGGCACUGUCAAUGAUCAAUCAUGCCGAGGAGGAAGGACUGAUCAAGCCUGACCGUGGCGACACGAUCUACGAAGGCACUGUUGGGUCGACUGGUAUCUCACUGGCUGCUGUCUGCAGAGCUCGAGGUUACAAGGCGCAUAUAUGCAUGCCUUCGGACGUCGCAGUCGAAAAGUCAGAUCUCCUGCUCAAGCUCGGUGCCACCGUCGAGCGUGUAAAGCCAGCCUCAAUUGUCGACCAAGACCAGUUCGUGAAUGCGGCACGAAGGCGCGCCAGAGAGCAUACCGACGACCCUAACAAGCCCGGCCGUGGCUUCUUCGCCGAUCAAUUCGAAAACACCGCGAACUACAUCGCCCACCAGAACACGACCGGCCCUGAAAUCCUCGAGCAGACCGACGGCGACCUCGCCGCAUUCAUCGCGGGCGCAGGUACAGGCGGCACAAUCUCCGGUGUUGCUCUGGCCCUCAAACCUCGCAUUCCAGGUCUCAAAGUCGUCCUAGCUGAUCCGCAAGGCUCUGGCCUUUACAACAAAGUCAAGUUCGGCGUCAUGUUCUCCCCCACUGAGGCCGAAGGCACCCGGCGUCGGCACCAAGUCGACAGCAUCGUGGAAGGCAUCGGCGUCAACCGGGUCACGGCGAACUUCAGCGCGGGCUUCCACCUGAUCGACGAUGCUGUCAAAGUCAGCGAUGCGCAAGCGAUGCGGAUGGCGCGGUGGUUGGUGGAGAAGGAGGGGCUGUUUGUGGGCGCGAGCAGUGCCGUCAAUCUCGUAGCGGCAGCGCAGGUGGCGAAGGGGAUGGAGAGGGGAGCGAGGAUCGUGACUGUGAUUUGUGAUUCGGGGACGAGACAUUUGAGUAAGUUCUGGAAAGAGGCGGGAGAUGUUGGGGGUGAAGGGGUGGGGUAUUCGUUGGAAGAUAUCCUAAGCAUGAAGUAA
Molecule: messenger RNA, 1362 nt
Organism: Saxophila tyrrhenica
Lineage: Eukaryota; Fungi; Ascomycota; Dothideomycetes; Mycosphaerellales; Extremaceae
Gene: cys12
Product: Cysteine synthase 2
Exons: 3
Coding region: 1-1362 (453 amino acids)
Cellular component (GO): cytoplasm
Source: RefSeq, a predicted model, not a curated record